GAACAUCUCACCAUUUUCAUGUCCAAUUAUUGAUAGAUUUCCUUAUUUACUACAUGAGAUUGACGUCGAAUCUUCUCUUUCGUCCUUCACUCCUCAAAAUGGCCCUUCAUCCUCCACCGAAUAGCUCCAAGCUCAUCUUCGCACCCGCCAACGACAAAACCAAUGCCCAGGCCGAUCAAUUCGUAAAAGGCGCACUCGAUCGGAAAGAUCUCGAUUCCAAUCCUCUCACACAAUUCCAUUCCUGGUUUUCCCACGCACAAACCAAUGGCGUUUACCAUCCAGAGACCGUUUGUCUAUCAACGGCCAGUUUACCUUCCGGCCGCGUGUCAGCGCGUAUGGUAUACUUGAAGGAAUUAGAUGCAAAGGGGGGGUUUGUUAUAUAUAGCAAUUGGGGCACAAGUAAAAAGGCGAAAGAUAUCGCGGAGAAUAAAUGGGCGAGUCUUACAUUUUGGUGGCAAGAAUUGGAGAGACAGGUUAGAGUUGAGGGAAAGGUGGAGAGGUUACCCGAUGAGGAAAGUCAGGUUUAUUACAAUUUGAGGGCGAGGGGCAGUAGGAUUGGUGCUUGGGCUAGUCCGCAGAGUCAGGUAUUGAAGGGGAGAGAGGAGUUGGAGGAGAGGGUUAAGGAGGUUGAGAAGAGAUUCGAGGGCCAGGAAAAGAUACCAGUGCCGGAGUUUUGGGGAGGGCUAAGAAUCAUACCGGAAAUGGUAGAGUUUUGGCAAGGGAGAGAUAGUAGGUUACAUGAUCGAUUUCAAUACGAGAAGAAAGAGGAUGGAGAAUGGGAUAUUCAAAGACUAAGUCCGUGAGUAGGGGAAAGUCAGAUGUGUCAGAAUCAAGACUUGAACAACUUGAUUGAAGUCUAUAAAUGUUUCGUGCUGACUCCAGAGAACUUUAUGCUCCUAUGAUGACUGUGUGCUUUGUUCAAUAUUUGAGCAACACCUAGCAUUGUCAUUCAUGUUCUACAGAAAGUUCUGUAAGGAACAUCAACCGUCACCCCUUUCGAUUUUUACAUUACCGUUUGCAUGCCAAUAACUCACAACAUGAUAAUAUCUAAUGCACA
This is a messenger RNA of Botrytis cinerea B05.10, 1057 nucleotides long. RefSeq names its product Bcpdx3 (gene Bcpdx3). Gene Ontology annotation, molecular function: FMN binding; pyridoxamine phosphate oxidase activity. Gene Ontology annotation, biological process: pyridoxine biosynthetic process. Bases 54 to 803 code for a protein of 249 amino acids. NCBI's taxonomy places the organism in Eukaryota, Fungi, Ascomycota, Leotiomycetes, Helotiales, Sclerotiniaceae. The record is from RefSeq and is a predicted model, not a curated record. The transcript has 2 exons.